This is a messenger RNA of Staurois parvus, 374 nucleotides long. The record is from the annotation of a GenBank genome assembly. Lineage: Eukaryota; Metazoa; Chordata; Amphibia; Anura; Ranidae.
AUUCGUUUAGCCUGGACCAAGGGCGGACUGACCAUUUGGAAACUCGGGCACUGCCCGAGGGCCCGGGGUCAGUAGGGGGCCCCAUGAGAUGCCUCUGGUACCUUUUUCAUAGGCUUUUUUGAGUUUGGGCAAGCACACAGGGGCCCCAUGAUCCCAUAUUGCCUGGGGGCCCCAUGACUUGUCAGUCCGCCCCUGGCCUAGAGUUCAGCUUUAAAGACACAAUAGACUCAAAUAACCCAAAAGAGAUAAGAAUCAUUAUUUUCAAACAAAUGAUGUUUUUAAGCCACAUGCCCCUGGUACCUUUUUCAUUGGCUUUUUUGAGUUUGGGCAAGGACACAAGGGCCCCAUGAUCCCCUAUUGCCCGGGGGCCCCAU